Messenger RNA from Physeter macrocephalus (sperm whale), 2570 nucleotides. RefSeq names its product glutamic-oxaloacetic transaminase 2 (gene GOT2). The record is from RefSeq and is a predicted model, not a curated record. Gene Ontology annotation, cellular component: mitochondrion. Gene Ontology annotation, biological process: biosynthetic process; L-aspartate catabolic process. NCBI's taxonomy places the organism in Eukaryota, Metazoa, Chordata, Mammalia, Artiodactyla, Physeteridae. The transcript has 10 exons. The coding region runs from base 133 to 1425 and encodes 430 amino acids. Gene Ontology annotation, molecular function: L-aspartate:2-oxoglutarate transaminase activity; pyridoxal phosphate binding.
CGGGAGGCCGCUCUAGCCUCGCCCGGGGAAGUCGCUGUCCUUACCUUCAGCAGGACCCCGCGCCUCCGUGUCCGUGCCCGCUGGCAUCUCCGCUCCGUCCUCCAGCUACCCACUGCCCUCUUGCCGCCCACCAUGGCCCUGCUGCACUCCGGCCGCGUCCUGUCCGGAGUCGCCGCCGCCUUCCACCCAGGCCUCGCUGCCGCGGCUUCUGCCAGAGCCAGCUCCUGGUGGGCUCAUGUGGAGAUGGGGCCCCCAGAUCCCAUCCUGGGAGUCACAGAAGCCUAUAAGAGAGACACCAACAGCAAAAAGAUGAAUCUGGGGGUUGGUGCCUACCGGGAUGAUAACGGAAAGCCUUACGUGCUCCCCAGUGUCCGGAAGGCAGAGGCCCAGAUUGCUGCAAGAAAUUUGGACAAAGAAUACCUGCCCAUUGGGGGACUGGCUGAAUUUUGUAAGGCAUCUGCAGAACUAGCCCUGGGUGAGAACAACGAAGUGUUGAAAAGUGGCCGGUAUAUCACCGUGCAGACCAUUUCUGGAACCGGGGCCUUAAGGAUUGGAGCCAAUUUUCUGCAAAGAUUUUUUAAGUUCAGCCGAGAUGUCUUUCUGCCCAAACCAUCCUGGGGAAAUCAUACGCCCAUCUUCAGGGACGCUGGCAUGCAGAUACAUAGUUAUCGAUACUAUGACCCCAAGACGUGUGGCUUUGACUUCACAGGCGCUAUUGAGGACAUUUCAAAAAUACCAGCACAGAGUGUUAUUCUCCUGCACGCCUGUGCCCACAACCCCACGGGAGUGGACCCGCGUCCUGAACAGUGGAAGGAGAUGGCUGCAGUGGUGAAGAAAAACAAUCUUUUUGCAUUCUUUGACAUGGCCUACCAAGGGUUUGCCAGUGGUGAUGGUAACAAGGAUGCUUGGGCUGUGCGCCAUUUCAUCGAACAGGGCAUUAAUGUCUGCCUCUGCCAGUCCUAUGCCAAGAACAUGGGCUUAUAUGGUGAGCGUGUGGGAGCCUUCACUGUGGUCUGCAAAGACGUUGAUGAAGCCAGGAGGGUAGAAUCACAGUUGAAGAUCCUGAUCCGUCCCAUGUAUUCCAACCCUCCUCUCAACGGUGCCCGGAUUGCCUCCACUAUUCUGACCAGCCCGGAUUUGCGGAAACAAUGGUUACAAGAAGUAAAGGGCAUGGCCGACCGCAUCAUUAGCAUGCGGACUCAGCUGGUCUCCAACCUCCAGAAGGAGGGCUCCUCCCACAACUGGCAGCACAUCGUUGAUCAGAUUGGCAUGUUUUGUUUCACAGGCCUAAAGCCUGAACAGGUGGAGCGGCUGACCAAGGAGUUCUCCAUCUACAUGACAAAGGAUGGCCGUAUCUCUGUGGCAGGGGUCACCUCGGGCAACGUGGGCUACCUUGCUCAUGCCAUUCACCAGGUCACCAAGUAAUUCCCCUGGUCAGAGGGAACAGAGACAACCUUCCUGUCUUCAGCCUCUGCUAUUGUGAGAUUCACAUGGAGGAAGAGGGAGAGUGGAUGGUGGUGAGCGGAUCAUUUUUUUCAACCACAGUACUUUAAAACUCAGCGAUUGAAUGUGUUUCUCAGAAAAGAAUGUGCAGUGAAAUAGGGCCGAGGCACCUGUGGCUGGUGUUGAGAACUUUGUGGCUGUAAACCAAACUCUCACUCAUCCUUUUAUCUCCAGUUUGUUGUAAACAAACUAUAAACAGAGUUUACAUGUACAAGAAAGAUAUAAGCCCCCAAAAUACCUGUCAAUCACACCAUUGCAAUAUUUCAGAAGCUUUAACAGAAGCACCGUUUGGUGUUGCGGGUUCCUCUGUAAAACCAGCGUGAAAAUAGCACCUAUUAGAGGCUUUGUGAAAAGACCUAGUUCUGACAUUAACAGUCAGCCUGAUGUUUGUCCUCCCAUGAUUGAGCAACCUUAUCAACAAACUGUAUGACAGAAAUCAUGUUUUACAGCGAGUCUGCUACCGCUGCAGCAAAGAAAAUAAAAGAUGCAAUUUCCCGUCUUAUUUAAGAAAAAAAGAAAGAAGGCUCUCCUUUUUAGUACUUGCAGGCAUUUUAAUGUUCCUCUUUUCUCCUUACUCACUGCUGUUCUUUUCCUUAGGCACAAAGAUCUAUAACUAGCCUAGAUUUUUCAUCCUGUUCUACUCCUUGAUUGACCAUCAGUCCCAUCGCAUAGGAUUUACUUAUUUGAAGAAUGAAGAACAUUAUUUACUGCUCAUCCCAUACCCUCGCUUUUCUUGGCAAAGAAUAGUGGAGAGUAGGUAACUGCACUUUAUUUCAGCAUCCCCUUCAAUGAUUGUUAUCUCCUGUAGGGAUGUUGCCUCUGCCCAGUUGGACCUCGUAGCUUUGUUCAGUAUGGUUGUGCAGUCACUCAUUUCAUAUCAUGAGUCAGGCAGUGCAGGGUAGAAUCAGGAAAGAGGAUAUUCUGGGCUUUGAUUUUAACUUUUGUGUGCUGCCAGCUGGGCUCAGGCUUCACCCUUUGGAAGGAUAACCACCAUUUGCUCUAAUCAUGUAGACUUAUUGCAGCCUGGUCUCUCUCUUACAAUAAAGUUACUGUAGACCCAACUGCCA